Messenger RNA from Penaeus indicus, 2077 nucleotides. RefSeq names its product muskelin-like (gene muskelin). Bases 26 to 2077 code for a protein of 683 amino acids. Gene Ontology annotation, cellular component: cytoplasm. The transcript is spliced from 19 exons. Gene Ontology annotation, molecular function: protein binding. NCBI's taxonomy places the organism in Eukaryota, Metazoa, Arthropoda, Malacostraca, Decapoda, Penaeidae. The record is from RefSeq and is a predicted model, not a curated record.
CCAGCUGAUCGCCACCACAACAACAAUGGCCGAGGCUCCUCCCGACACCGCCAGCCUCAAGUACUCCAUUCACAAAUAUUCCACCUUCUCGGCCAAUUACGCCCCGGAAAAUAUUCUGGAAGACAAACCAAAUGACCAGGCAUCACGAUGGUCUUCUGACUCAAAUAAUCCACCACAGUUCCUGAUAUUAAAACUAGAACGUCCAGCAGUGUUAAAAACUAUAACUUUUGGGAAGUAUGAAAAAGUUCACGUCUGCAACAUCAAAAAAUUUAGGGUCUAUGGAGGUUUAUCAGAUGACAACAUGGUGCUCCUGUUAGAAAGUGGAUUGAAAAAUGACACUGUCCCUGAGACUUUUCUGUUAAAGCACACAGUGUCUGGACAUCAGUUUCCAGUCCGCUAUGUAAAGAUAGUUCCUUUACAGUCAUGGGGAUCAACCUUCAACUUUAGUAUUUGGCAUGUUAGUCUUGGAGGCUGUGAGGACUGGAACAUUGUGCAGAAAUGUAUCAACUGGUAUACAACUUAUCGGGAAAGAGAAGCCAUCCGCCUGUGUCUGAAACAUUUCCGCCAGCAUAAUUACACAGAAGCAUUUGAAUCUCUGGAGAAGAGGACACGUGUCACUUUAGAAGAUCCUAGACUAACCAAGCUUCACAAACUCUUAGUGGAACAAGGAGAUUUUGACGGCAGUGAGAAACUCAUAAGCGAGGCAGCACGAGAUGGAUUAUUUCAACAAUACAUCAGCCAACAAGAAUAUAAGCCACAGUGGACACCCAUCAUCCCAUCCCCAACUGGCAGUCGUCAGCAGCCUGGCAUGAGAGGCGGUCACCAAAUGUGUAUUGACACAAAUACUCAGACUAUAUACUUGUUUGGAGGGUGGGAUGGCAACCAGGAUUUGAGUGACUUGUGGUCCUACCAAGUGUUGUCACAAGAAUGGACUUGUAUAUCACGUGAUACUCAUGCAAAGGGAGGGCCAAGUGCACGUUCCUGUCACAAGAUGUGUUUGGAUCCUGAACGUAGGCAGAUUUUCACCUUAGGAAGAUAUCUUGACUCAGCUCUUCGAGUUCCAGAAAACUUAAAAAGUGACUUCUAUAUGUAUGACAUUGAAAACAACAAAUGGACACAAAUCACAGAAGACACAGCUGCUCUUGGAGGCCCCCGGCUAAUAUUUGACCAUCAGAUGGUGAUGGAUGUAGAGAAUCGAAUAAUUUACGUCUUUGGAGGCCGAGUGCUCACCCCCUCACGAUGGGAGGGUUUGGGGCUGGAUGAACGACGCAACAAUACCUACACUCCUAGCGAAGCAAUAUUCUCCGGUCUCUAUUCAUACCAUGUAGCAACUAAUACAUGGACUAAGCUAAGAGAUGAUGACUGUGCAGGGAAUGGCACAGGACCUCAAGAUAUUAAAUCUAGAAUUGGACACUCUAUGCUCUUCCAUAGUGGGACCCGGCAGCUAUUCAUACUAGCAGGUCAGAGGAACAAGGAGUACCUGACAGAUUUCUUUACCUACAACAUAGACUCUGACACUGUAACCUAUAUUAGUGAUGGAUCUGGAAAAGAUUCUGCCUCUGUACCUGCUGCCGGAUUCACUCAGAAAGCAACAAUAGACCCACAGUUAAAUGAGAUCCAUGUGCUGUCGUUGCGUGUGGAUUUGAGGGCUAGGUACUCCACAGGCAGCCACAAAGGACUCAGCAAAGACAAGGAGAAGAGAGAAGAAAAUGUCCGUAAUUCAUUUUGGGUGUAUGACAUAUCUCAGAAUAAGUGGUCUUGUAUAUAUCGUAAUGAGCAAACUGGAGAAACUUAUUGGAAUAAAAUGCAGCAUGUAGAACCAUGUCCAAGAUAUGCACAUCAGUUAGUGUAUGAUGACACUAAAAAGGUUAAUUAUAACAUUGAAAAGCAGUUGGCCAAAUACAGUGUGUUUCUCAGACACAUCCAACUCAAUAUAGAACUUCAGUUUAUCAGAAGUUUGUUUCCUAAAAGCUUGUUCGGAGACAGUACAUUUAUCUUGUAUGAAGAAUGGUCUCUGCAGAGUUUAAUAUCUGAUAUUAUAUUAACUGCAUUUUGUAUAACAUGGCUACUGUUAUGA